Messenger RNA from Gallus gallus (chicken), 7536 nucleotides. It is a transcript of the gene ZDHHC14, whose product is annotated as zinc finger DHHC-type containing 14. Gene Ontology annotation, biological process: protein targeting to membrane; peptidyl-L-cysteine S-palmitoylation. Gene Ontology annotation, cellular component: endoplasmic reticulum; Golgi apparatus. The transcript is spliced from 9 exons. The coding region runs from base 1358 to 2449 and encodes 363 amino acids. The record is from RefSeq and is a predicted model, not a curated record. NCBI's taxonomy places the organism in Eukaryota, Metazoa, Chordata, Aves, Galliformes, Phasianidae. Gene Ontology annotation, molecular function: protein-cysteine S-palmitoyltransferase activity.
AGAACUCGUUUGCCUUCGGCCCGGGAGCUCGGGCCGGGAGGACGAGCCCGGGGCGGACGGGAGGCAUCGCUCGGGGCUCGGCGGCGCGCGCCCGUGGCGCUCGCGUGGGCAGGGGGAGGCGAGGGCUGAACGAGCCUCUGGGAGCGGGCCCGCAGCGCGGGCAUUCGGCGUCCCCGCGGGCGCGAGGAGCGGGAGCCGCCUGCCCCCCGGCCGGGGAGGGGCGGCCUGAGGGCGGCGGGGUGCGCGCCGUGCGGUCCCUGCUCGCCGCUUCCCGCUGGAGAUGAGGAGGCGGCCGCUGCUGCCUCCGGGUCUGGCUGCGGGGGAUAAGCCUGGGUAAAGGCUCCACCGAUAUCUUUUAACGGAGGCGGGGGUGAAGCGAGGUCCCGGCGUGCGGAGGGGCUCCGGGCAGAGCGAGGGCCGGGGGCCGGGAGGAUGGUAAGGGGCCGACGGGGUCCCGGCACAGCUCUCGCCCUCCGCCCCUCUGCCGCUCAGCCCCGCUGCCUCCCUGCGUGCGCGGGGCCGAGGCGGCGGCGGGGACCUGUUGUGCCGGGGGAGGCGGGGGCUACGGCGGCCGGCGCCGCCCGGGGCGCGGGGCGGGGACGCGGUUCCGCUCGGCGCCGCGGCGGAGAGGGGGGGAUGAGGCGCUGCCGCCCGGCUGCCCGCCGGCCGCCCGCCCGGCCCCGGCCCUGAGCCAGCGGCCGCCGCUCCUCCCCGGCCGGAGGGCAGCGCCGGGAGGGAGUCGGAGCCGCGCCGCGCGCGCUGCUGGCUUUUUCUUUCUUUAAUGAUUUGUCACGCGUGUCUCUUGGGGGAGCGUUUUAGCAAUGGUCAUUUUUAGCAGUGAAAUCUGCUGCGCGAAGGAGGAUUAUACCAAAUCGCUAUGAAUGAUAGACUCGAUUGCUAAACCUUGCCUUGGCCAACCUCCUGACCUGCGGAGAGGGCUCUCGGGGUGUGCGUGGGAAGGAAGAAACACCCUCCCCUUCGAAAAUAAACUCGGAGAAGAGAAAGCCUGAUCCUUGUUUUAAAUUUUAUUUUUGGACAGCUGAACUGCUUCGUAAUUUUUUUUUUCUUUUUUGGUCUCGUUUUGUCAUAAUUUGCUUUACAAAGGAUUCCCCUACGUGAUGGUUUUGUAACUGGUGGAGGAAGGAAGGACCCCUCGGAAGUGUUUGUGAUAUGACAGCUUUGGUUCCCGAAGAAUUAAACCGUGUGUGCAUAGUGCCCCUAUUGCUGCUGUGGUAGCGGAACUCAUUUCUUUAACUGGGACUGGAGGAGAGGGCUGCCUCGGUCAGCAGGAGCCUUGCACAGAUUUAUAUCCCGUGUACUUCUUGGUGGGGUUCUCCCCACACCGUACUCUCUCUUGAUGACACCUGGAGGUGGCAGUGGGCCCAUGAAAGACUGCGAAUACAGUCAGAUCAGCACACACAGCUCUUCGUCUCCCAUGGAGUCUCCCCAUAAGAAAAAGAAGACAGCUCCCAAGAGAAAAUGGGAGGUUUUUCCUGGAAGGAACAAAUUUUUCUGCAAUGGGAGGAUCAUGAUGGCUCGGCAGACCGGGGUCUUCUACCUGACUCUCGUGCUCAUCCUGGUCACCAGCGGGCUGUUCUUCACAUUUGACUGUCCAUAUUUAUCAGAGAAGAUUACACCUGCUAUACCUGCAAUUGGUGGGAUACUUUUCUUUUUCGUGAUGGGGACCCUGCUGCGUACUAGUUUCAGUGAUCCUGGUGUCCUCCCACGUGCAACACCAGAUGAAGCAGCAGAUCUAGAGAGACAAAUAGGUAACACUGAAGAUAUUGCAAAUGGCUCCAGUUCAGGAGGAUACCGCCCCCCUCCCAGAACAAAAGAAGUGAUCAUCAAUGGACAGACAGUGAAACUAAAAUACUGUUUUACUUGCAAGAUUUUCCGCCCACCUCGUGCCUCACAUUGCAGCCUUUGUGAUAACUGCGUAGAACGGUUUGAUCACCACUGUCCCUGGGUAGGCAACUGUGUGGGGAAAAGAAACUACAGAUUUUUUUAUAUGUUUAUUUUAUCUCUGUCCUUUCUGACAGUCUUUAUAUUUGCAUUCGUUAUCACCCACGUCAUUCUUCGUUCUCAACAAGCAGGGUUCCUCAAUGCCCUGAAGGACAGUCCUGCAAGUGUGCUGGAAGCUGUGGUGUGCUUUUUCUCCGUAUGGUCCAUUGUGGGCCUCUCAGGUUUUCACACGUAUUUGAUCAGCUCCAAUCAAACAACAAACGAAGAUAUUAAAGGAUCGUGGUCAAAUAAAAGAGGUAAAGAAAACUAUAAUCCAUACAGUUAUGGCAACAUCUUUACUAAUUGCUGUGCUGCACUCUGCGGGCCCCUCUCUCCAAGCUUAAUUGACAGAAGAGGAUUUAUACAACCAGAUACACCACAAUUAGCAGGACCAUCAAAUGGCAUUACUAUGUAUGGGGCCACACAAUCUCAGAGCAACAUGCAAUGACUAUCAUAAUGGAAGAUAGGAUUUCCAGUGUCAAGAAGAAGAGAAUAACUCAGAGAUCUUUUUCCAAAGGCAAGCAUCCUACAUAUGUGCCUGUUUCUGAGUUGUUUUCCACACAUCUUGAAUUUUAAGAUUUUGUCAAAGAAGCCGUGAGUUAUGUACUCUCUGCCAACAAAGAGGAGGCCACAAAGACUUCCAAUGUAACUCUUCCCAAACAGAUUAGUUCCAGCAUUGCUGAUAAACUGGUGUAAAAUUAUUGCUCUAGUUCCUAUGCUUUUUCUACUUAUUGAGUAUUAAGUGGAGGAUUAGUUGUUCUCCUUAAUGUGAUUCUAAUACAUUUCUUCAUACAGGCUGAAUUUUCUGUGAGAUUCAGUUGUGCAGAACAAGGUAACGCUCUGUGGAAACUUUACUCAAAAAAAUUUAACCCUGAAAAGGAGGAGUUGUUAAAGGAGGGAAAAGAAAGCAAAACACAAAGUUAGCCCAAGUUCUUUCAGGGAUUGCCUAAACUUUCUGACUUUGUGAAGACAUCUCUUAUUUAUGAUCAUAAGCCCUGAGUAGGUUCUUUGCAUUAAACUAUGUUAACAUUAUAGAAAUUAAAGUCACGUUGUAAGAAGACAAUGUAUGAGAUGUUAAUGACGACAUCUUGCAUCAGUUUGAUAGAAGAUUAGCUGAAUUUGUCUGCAGAAAUGGAGAUACCUGUUAUAGUAUUACUUUAAGUCAAACAGGUAGCUGUUAUGAUUUUAGAGUGUAAUACCUGUAAAUACACAAAUGCAUUUCUUCAAGGAUUUGAACUCCUUACAUCCUAGAACAUCACAUGAUCUGAGCCAGGACAGGUGUAGGUUCUUUAACAGUUAUCAAAGUCACUUUGAAACGUACAGCUUUCAUUCCUGAAGAUGAUCUCACAGAAGAAGCUUUAAAUAUGUAACAGGGUCAUAUUUUGCAUGGAGGAAUCUCUUUGAGACGCUAAUGCCAUUUUAUCUCAGGGUAUUAUUCCUGGUCUGUAUCCAAGACCAGUUGGAUUCUAGUGGCAGCUGACUAUUAGCAUUAAAAUUUCUCUAGUGUUUUGCUGCAAGCUUUUAAAGAUCUGCUUAGUUUCUUUGUCUCUCUAGCACUGUUUUCUUUAUUCAUAAUCUUUCUCUCUUUCCUGAAUUGUUUGAGGCAUAGGAAAUUAUAAAUUCAUUUCCUUCCUGCAGCAGUGCAGUGCGAUAUAACUUCUUAAUUGUUCUUAUUUCAUGUUUUGCUUUUACUGCAUUCUGAAGUAGUAGACCUUGAACCUAUCUUUGUUCUUCUCUCUCCUACUGCAUAUCUCACAAAGCAUCAAACAACAAAACCAAUUUUCCUAAUCCAAAGAUCUCAUCCACGUGUCGAACUCUUUAAAAUAAAUUCUAAUUCACCUUUCUACUAGCUUAGCUGCCUUCAGCCAUUCUACUUGGCUUCAAGAUUUUCCAUUGCAAUUUAAAUAUAACAGGAUUAAUCAAGUAAAAUGUCAUCACUCUGUUUAAAACUUUUCCUAUGAAGUGACUUGUAAUGCUUUUCCCAGCUUUACAUAAACAGUCUCUCUCAUCCCAGUAUACAAUCUUAGUUUCUUCAGAAGUUUGGGGGCAGCAGUGCUGGGAAUGCCAACCAUUCACUUGGUUUCCAAAAAAAAGACUGCUGUGGUUUUUUCAAUGAAAGGCAGUGUGGUACACUUUAUGGUAGAGGACAAACAAGGCACUUGACACUCCAUUUAUUUUAGAGAAGGAAUCACUACAAAAUUCUCCAGAAUUCCUUUUACUCGGAGUUCAGAAGUGAACAUCAGAAUUUCCUUUGGUGAUGAAGUUUUCAGUAAUUGACUGGCUCAAGCCCAAGACUGCAGUUGAUGAGGAACAAGAGAAGGAAGGUCUCUGUGGAAGAAAAGAUUUUCUUUUUACCACUCACUAACAAAGGUUAGGCAAUACACAGAAUAUUAUUCUGCCUUCCCUUCUGGAAUGUUGCAUAUCUCUUGGGAAUAAAGGCAGAGACCUACAGUGAAAAAUGUGUUCUUGGAGCUGAGGCAGGUAGGCCUCAAAGAAGUGUCUGUUUUGAAGGGUGUGUAUCUGAAACUCUGCAGCUUGUAUUAGUAUACGUUCUGAAAAGGAGAAAUAAAAUGAUAUUUCUUGACUUAAAAUCAUAUCUUAAUAUCAUAUUUGUAGUCCGUAAGUACUGUUUAAAUAGGCAGAGUUUUAGCCAUUUUUAUAUCACCAGGGAUAAUUACGCUAUUCUAGCAAGUUGACUGACUGUAGCAAAUCAGUUAUCAGAAGUCUAAAGUAUAUUCUAGUACAAUUUUAUAGCAAGACUCCUUUUAUUUUUUUCAAGAAUGCAUUACAUCUUAUGUCUGUAUUGAAUCUUACCUUCUAGACGUUAUACUAAAUCCACAGAAUGUACUAAAAUAUCUCUUGCCAAUUGAUAUCAAAGGAAAAAUGUGAUGAGUGUUUUCUCUCAUGCUUUUACUCUCUUUUCCCUCAUUUCAUCCUCUUCCUCCAAUCUUUUACCCACUGACUGGUACCUUUAUAAACAGAAUUAUUUUGUCUCGUCCAACGAGCCUUUGGUCAUUUUUUGAAUCUCUCUAGGAUGCUUAAUGUUAUAUUUUGCUUUCAUUCAUUCUAAUGCAUUCCUAGGAGAGAUCAUUGUUUCUGCAGUUAAGUUAAAAAACAAAUAUCAAUCUACAUUUAAACUUGUCAGACACUUGUUUUCAGUGUAGUACAUUAUCGCUUAUUCAGGAUACCAUCUGUGAGGUGCUGUUUUUGUAUUUAAAAGUUUUUAUGGUGUUUUUGCCUUUGAGACAUAGAAUGUUUCAUAUAAGAUCUGCUCUGUUUUUGUUAUAGACUCUUUUUGAUCUCAUGAUCUCAGAAAGUGGGGAGUUUUGUUAUUAUCAGCGCUUCAAAGGCCCAUACUAUGAUUUCUUUUAAUUUUAUUUUUUAGGUCUUUUUACAUAAAGAACUUUUUCUCCUGUUCUGUCCUUACUGCCUGCCUUAUGCUAGUAAGAUAUGAAGCUAUACUCACUUUUCCGAAGGCCAGUACCAUGUACAAUUUUUUUUUCUGAAACGUUCCUAGUGCUUUUGAUCUCUUCUUCAAUAUAAUUUUAAAUGAAUCUGGUAAAUUUAUUAGCCAAUUUCUUAAUAUACUUAUCCACAUGACAGGCAUGAUUGCUUGGAGCUAAUGAUGUGUAGAUCUCAUAUUUCCAUAGUAUUUCCCUAUUAGCAUUUUAUUGCUAAUUAUUUUUACAAGCUUUUCAUUAGCUUCAUUGCCCAAGUAUUUCUCUUCUCAGUCUAAAGAAGUGGAGCGGUUGUGUGGAGUGCAGCAUUUUAACCGUUAUGAAAUCAUUUCUUUGUAAGGUUUACUUUCUUGAUAUUAUGGGAAAGUUCUUAAUUCUUAAACCCAUUAGCUGCUAUUACCUGAAUCUGCUCUUCUGCAGUAUUUAGCUUUAUCUUAAAAGCCUGAGUUGAUUCUUGGGUUUUAAUUCAGGGUUUUUUCCUCUUUAGUAGUCCACUGUAAAGAAACACAGAAUCCAUCUCACUCCAUGCACUUUUUUGUUCCUAAAGAGGAACUUGCUGUGUUUACUUUUACUGUUAUGUCUUUAGGAAUUCUCUAAUGCCUUAUUGAAGUGCUAGUUUUUACUUUUGUCUGCCUUUGAAUCAGGACAGGUUCAUUUUAUAAAGAUGCUUAAAGAUGCUUAGCGUGCUUAUUCUACAGCAUUGUAGGUAUCUCUCUGUCAGUGCUUAGGUAGCUGCUUGUUAUCCAGACUCCCUUAUAUUCAAUUCUCCAUUUCCUCAAUGCAAGUUCAGUAGUGAAAGUGUUUGUUUUCUCUUUUAUUCUAUUACAGUGCAUGUGCAACUUACGAUUACCUGUGAAAUGUGCAGCAAGUCCUCUCUUGAAUGUUCAUAGCAGUAUUUCUAGUACUGAUUUGCAAAAAGGAUUCCAGCUGAUCCAGGGAAUGUUUACUCUGACUUGUCCCAUUGUUCUUUCCCCUUUGUUUUUCAUAUUCUCAUUAUUAGGGGUAAAUAUUUCUACCAUGACAAUGCAAAGGUCAGCAAAGAUUGGGUCCCACUUUGCUCAGAGUUUUACAGGUGUGUUCCCUUGUAUAUUUACUGUAGUACUGUUAUUUUUCAUGGCCUCAGACAGAGCUUAAGGAUCUUACCGAGUCAUCAGUACUGCAGCCAAGCAGAGCAGUAUCAGAGUGCAUAGACUAGACUUCUUUCAGAAGUUUUGCUCCUAGACUUCCCCCAGUAUGUUCUAACCAUUCCUGGGCAUUCAGUCCACAAGAAGAAGCUGUUAACUAGUCUUGAAGUAAAAUCCCUGGAAGAGCUCUCCCUUCACGUCAGAGCUGUUUCUCUCCACUGACCACUCCGUUGCACUGCACUUCUUGUUAGUGGAGCUGUCCAUUGUCUGCUGUGCUUGUGGCUCGGCUGCUGCACAGUACCGUGAUGCUGGCUGUAGAAUCUUACAGCCCUUGUGAACAGUUACACAGCUCCAUCCCUCCGCUCUUUGCUCAUCUAUCAUAUUCUAUAUAGUGCAGUAUUUCAGCAUCUUUUCUGUUACUGCCUAGCGCUGUCAUUCAGUGUUGUCAGAUGUCUGGACUUUUUGUUUGUACUUCAUAGAUGCUCAGAUAAUUCAACCUAUUUUUUCCUCAUCUUUGAGGACUGUAAAAAUUCUUUAAUGUUACCAGCAUUAGAACAAUUUUAACCUACUUCAUUUUAAAUUCAAAGUAAUUUAUCUCUGCAUUGGCAUUAGAAAUGUGAAAACAACACUGCCAUGUACAAGAGCUUUGUUAACAUGCAUGUUUUAUGUGUCUUAGGAGAAAAGCUGAUUUUCUAGAGAAAAUUAAGACUAUUGUUUCAGGCAAAGUUGUUUGUAUUUGUUUGUGAAAUAAACUCAGAGUUUUAGAUUGUGUCUAAUUUGCUUUGGUUAGUGACUUUUAAUGUAAAAAUAAAUAGCGAUGGCUGAAAUUUUCUAUGCAUAUAUAUUGAAAUUCUGUACUUGUAGAAUUUAUUAAACUUGUCUUACCUUUGGAAUAUGCUGUUCCUUUGAAACAGUGGAAAUUGCGAGUAGAAAAUAAAAUCAGUAGAUCUUAA